UCAACAGUGAGCCAUAUAGUCGACGAGACAACAAUUUUAGUUCAGUCUCUUUCGAGAAUUCAUCGGACAAUAAAGUGUACUUUUUACGGUUUUGAGCAUUUUGCCACACAAUUACAAACAUACAUACAUAUGUAUACCCUUCUGAUUUACCGAAUUAUGUAUUAAAAGCCACAAUAAACCACUUUCACACUAUAACAAAAUAAACAAAGAGUAAAUGUACGCAUUUAUAAAAAUAAGACUUACAAUAUUUAUAUGAAAGUAUUCAUACGAGUAUAUGUAUGUACAUAUGUAGCAAAUCUACAUAAAAGUCAAGAGUCGCCUUCGACAAGCAUUUUAAUUAAACACAGUGAUACAAAGUGUGUAAUAAACGCAGUUUCGGUCCUAAUUAUUGCCUGAUUCGACGCCAGUGACGACAGCAUAUAGGACAUUUAUAAUUAGGAGCAAGAACUGGUCAAACUUUAGUCAGCAUUUGGUUGCAGAAAGGAAUCGACACUUCGAAGAUAGCGAACAAAAUAGCGCUUGAUCCCAAAGAAAAUCAACGACGAAUAGUACAACGAUUACUUACAAGUGCCACACAUAGCGCGUGAACACAAACGACCACUAGUGGCAGACAACUUAGAGCAUAAAAAACGAGUGCAAUUCUGCCUAUACACAUAAUAACGCCUUAUAUUUUGUUGUAUAUAUUUGCAUCAAUACUUUGCCAUGGAUGUUUGGGGUGUAUUUGUUGGAGACUCGACAAUGUCGUAUGGUGGGUCAGUACGCAACUCAUACUUUCGGGACUAUGAGCAAUUUCCUUAUGGCACUUUAGAACACAACUCCAGUUCUCCUCCCAGAGAUUCAUACACCAAGGUCCAAGAAAAAUGCAGGCAAACACAGUCUUUAAAGGCCCAAAAGAAGGCGUGUCCAUUUUGUAAGGAACAAAAGAAGCGGCCGCUUACCAAUUAUAUGCGUAAACGAGAGUCUCGGAAGCAUCACGAUAGUAUAUGUGAGGAGCAUGAGGAAGAAAACGAAGAAGAGGCGGAAGAGGAGGAGGAAGUGCAGAUGGCGGCAAUGAGGCCGAGAAUUGCAUCAAUGGAACAAUACUCAAACACGCAGCAUUUAAACACCAACAAAUCGGACUUUAAUUCAAAUUGAGUGUGAAUACAGCAAAUUUAUAAAGCGCUAAAGUAGACCUUUUGGCAAAAUGAACUCAUAAAAACAGUUUAGAAUGACAAAAUUUGUACAAUACAUAAAAAAAAUUAUUUACCAUUUGCGAA
Molecule: messenger RNA, 1256 nt
Organism: Rhagoletis pomonella (apple maggot)
Lineage: Eukaryota; Metazoa; Arthropoda; Insecta; Diptera; Tephritidae
Gene: fok
Exons: 2
Coding region: 703-1134 (143 amino acids)
Source: RefSeq, a predicted model, not a curated record